Arabis nemorensis is the source of this 297-nucleotide messenger RNA. The record is from the annotation of a GenBank genome assembly. NCBI's taxonomy places the organism in Eukaryota, Viridiplantae, Streptophyta, Magnoliopsida, Brassicales, Brassicaceae.
AUGAAACUAUUCGACUCACUAUUACUCUUCUUUUUCUCUUCUCUCCUCUUAGGAGAAAUCAAUGGAGCUGAGAUUUCAAAUCAGAAUCAUGACUUGAACGGUACAAAGAGGUUGUUUGUGUUUGGAGAUUCUUACGCCGAUACUGGAAACAAAAAGAAGAAUAAGUCUCAGCCUGGGGCAUGGAGUUACCCUUACGGUAUAACUUUCCUCAGUCAUCCCUUUGGCCGUUUCUCCCACGGCCACAUCUCCAUCGAUUUUUUAGGUAUCUCUCUAUCUAUUAAGCUUUUUGCCUUCUAG